GUGGUCCCUCCACCUUUUCGUAGGUGCCUGGAUCUUGCUAGGAAAAAAAAGGAAAGCGAGCAGGAAGGCAGGGUAGGUAAAGUCAUCCCUUGAGGUGGUGACACCUCCUUACACGACUUCAGGGAAAAUGCUGGGCUGCUGGGCAGUCCUCCCAGACAGCUGCCUAUCACGGUGCUGAGAGUAAGAGGUGACCUCUGUAUUUUUAGCAGGGGGCUGUCAUAAUAGCCCAGCCCUCCCUUCAUUCAAGGCAGGAGGCAGGUGCUUUAGAAGUUUGUAAACACCAACUGUCUGAGUAGGGGAGGUGUGCUUUUCUCCAAAAAGGAAAGAAUUUUUCUAUUGGGGUUCCCCCCUCCGGAUAGUCUGUGUUACUGUGGAAAAGACGCUGUCUUUGGCUUUCUUAGUUGGGGUGAGCAGGUGUGACAGCCCACUGCAGUUAUUAUUCUUAAAGGGCAGAAAUGCCUGAAGGUGACGACUUCAGACCAGGCAAAAGCUGGGAAGUUAUCAAUUCCAAGCCAGAUGAAAGACCCAGACUCAACCACUGUAUUACAGAAUCAUGGAUGAAUUUCAGCAUAUUUCUUCAAGAAAUGUCUCUUUUCAAACAGCAGAGUCCUGGCAAGUUUUGUCUCCUGGUCUGCAGUGUGUGCACAUUUUUCACAAUCUUGGGAAGUUACAUUCCUGGGGUCAUUCUCAGCUAUCUGUUGUUGCUGUUUGCAUUUCUGUGUCCACUGUUUAAAUGUAAUGAUAUUGGACAAAAAAUGUACAGCAAAAUCAAGUCAGUUCUACUGAAACUAGAUUUUGGAAUUGGAGAAUAUAUUAACCAAAAGAAACGCGAGAGAUCUGAAGCAGAUAAAGAAAAAAGUCACAAAGAUGACAGUGAAUUAGACUUUUCGGCACUUUGUCCUAAGAUUAGCCUCACGGUUGCUGCCAAAGAGUUAUCUGUGUCUGACACAGAUGUCUCAGAAGUAUCUUGGACUGAUAAUGGAACCUUUAAUCUUUCAGAGGGAUACACUCCACAAACAGACACUUCUGAUGAUCUUGACCGGCCUAGUGAGGAAGUGUUCUCUCGAGAUCUUUCAGAUUUUCCAUCUCUGGAAAAUGGCACAGGAACAAAUGAUGAGGAUGAAUUAAGCAUUGGCUUACCCACUGAGCUCAAGAGAAAAAAGCAGCAGUUGGACAGUGGUCGCAAACCAAGCAAAGAGAGGCAGUCUGCAACUGGUCUCACCCUUCCUCUGAACAGUGACCAAGCCUUUCACUUGAUGAGCAACCUGGCUGGGGACGUCAUCACAGCGGCAAUGACAGCUGCAAUAAAAGACCAGUUAGAAGGCACCCAGCAGGCACUUGCUCAGGCUGCCCCCAGUGCAGGAGAGGACACAGACACCGAAGAAGGUGAUGACUUUGAACUACUUGACCAGGCAGAGCUGGAUCAAAUUGAGAGUGAAUUGGGACUUACACAAGACCAAGAAGCAGAAGCACAGAAAAAUAAGAAGUCUUCAGGCUUUCUUUCAAAUCUACUUGGAGGCCAUUAAUCUGGGAGUCCGCCUGCAGCUGAGCACAUAUGAACCACCAAAAAAUUUCAAAGAAAGACAGAAACAAACAAACAAAAAAAAAAAAAGAAAAAAGUUGAAUUGUAAGCUUUAACAAUUACUUUAGUUUUUUUUGUUUUCUUUUCCUUUCUGCAGUGAGUUGGAUAUAUAUAUAUAUAUAUCAACUGAUACUGAUUGAUAUUUCUGAUAGUUAUUUUUAUGUAAUAAGCAUGGAAAUGAAAUUCAUAGAUACAUACAUACUGUGGUGUCAUAUAUGAUUAGAGGUUUUUAAAGCAAAGAGAAAAAUAUCCAAAUCCAUCAAACUAUAAGAUCUUUCUAUAAGUAUUCUUUCUCCUCAUAAUUUCCAAGCAUGCAAAAGUUUAUUGUAACUCAUUGGAAUGAUGAACUGUGAGUACAUAUCAGCUCCCUUUUUCCUCAUACUUGGAAACAGUUUUUAAAAACCUGGUACAGUUUAAUAUAGAAAGAGAAAUUCUUGAAAUGUCUUUGGAAGAAGGAUUUGGAAAAUGUUAUACACAUUAAUUUCCUAGGAAAAACUUAAAAAAUAUACUUAAGAACUACCGAUAGACUGAAGUUCCCUGUUGUUUUAGCUGUUGUAUACAUAGGCUUACUUGUAAAGUGGCAUGCUCCAUUGACUGCCGUAUCUAGUCUUGCAAGAGGUGGUAUUAACCCACAGAAAGCAAGUAGUUAUGGCUCCCAUAACGAUGGUUUUGAUCUAAACAGAUUCACUGUUUUGUUCUUUUGUCAUGCCUGUGAUGGGGGUGCUGUGAAUGCGGAUCUGUUCUGCACACUCAGACUUAAGUUAAACCUGAUUUUUUUACAUUGUGUUAUAGAGAAUCUCUAUUGUGAAACUAGUUACUGGUAUGUCCUAUGAAUGAUGCGGUCAUCAACAAGAAUGGAACAACUGUUUUUUAGAAUGUAGAAGUAGAGGGACUUAAAGUGUACUUCUGUGCUACUGCAGUCUAUGUAAUCUGUUUCCUAUUGAGAAGUUAGAAUAUUAUUUUUCUUUAAACUUUUUUUUAGAUCACCUUUAAAUAAUCAAAUAUGACUUAGAGCUUUUAACAAACUAAAAAGCGGAAGCCAAGAUAGUUGUUUUAUUUUGUGAUAUAAUCUUUUAGUAGCGUUGAGGGACCAUGUCAGCAACUAUCAAAAAUCUCUUAAAUCUUCAGCUACAGCUGGCAUCUAACACAGGCCCUCCAAAAGGAAGGGUGACGAGACUGUAGGAAAUCUGUGUUCCCUUUUGGUUUGAUCCCUUUUUUUUUCUAAAGACUAAUUAUAGUAACUUGAAAUUUUAAUGUAGCAUCUCUUAUUUAUUUUUUCUUUCUGAGGUAUUAAAAUCUUUAGAUUAAAUUUUGCCAAAUGUAAAAGGGAGAGAAGUUACUGGAGACUUUGAAUAUUUGCUUUUUGUGAUUGACUAUGCUUAUGUCAUUAGCGCCUCAUGACUGUGUUUGAUAUCCUUUAUUGAUACAAAGUGAGCCUGUGCCUUCAUUAUCUUGCCCAUUUUGGUACAAAUGUAAAUUUGUGUUAGAAAAUCUUGGAAUUGUGUGAGUCUGGAAGAAUAUAUCUGAAUUCUAUUCAACGAGUUUUCUGGACAUGAAGAAAAAUACAGUCACAUAUUUAUAAAAUAGUUGUUACCAGUA
Nannospalax galili (Upper Galilee mountains blind mole rat) is the source of this 3181-nucleotide messenger RNA. It is a transcript of the gene Retreg1, whose product is annotated as reticulophagy regulator 1. Gene Ontology annotation, biological process: negative regulation of neuron apoptotic process; reticulophagy. Bases 456 to 1526 code for a protein of 356 amino acids. The record is from RefSeq and is a predicted model, not a curated record. Lineage: Eukaryota; Metazoa; Chordata; Mammalia; Rodentia; Spalacidae. The transcript is spliced from 7 exons. Gene Ontology annotation, cellular component: endoplasmic reticulum membrane.